This is a messenger RNA of Ctenopharyngodon idella (grass carp), 2386 nucleotides long. It is a transcript of the gene prr16, whose product is annotated as proline rich 16. The record is from RefSeq and is a predicted model, not a curated record. The transcript is spliced from 3 exons. Bases 957 to 1754 code for a protein of 265 amino acids. Lineage: Eukaryota; Metazoa; Chordata; Actinopteri; Cypriniformes; Xenocyprididae. Gene Ontology annotation, biological process: positive regulation of cell size; positive regulation of translation.
GCUCCGCGCCGGCGGACACGCACCGUAAGCACACGCAGCGUCAUCUUGAAACGGCGUUUAAAAAUAAGCUCAGAAUCGUUGAAGAGAGAAUUGCGAUGAAUCGAUUUUUUUUUUUUUUUUCUCCCAUCCCUAGUUAGCAAUGUGUUAAAUGUUGCCAACAAUGUUAGCAACAAUGCUAGAAACAUGCUAAUCAUGUUAACAAAAUGCUAAAUAAUGCUAACUACAUGUUAGCGACAUGUUAUGCUGCCUUCAUGUGCUCUCGGAAUUAUCGUAAAUACGAGUUUCCUAGGUAAAAAUUGCACAUGAACGCCUUCCCAUUUUGAAACUUGAAUGCGAUUAGCUUGUAAUCACAACUUCAGCACACUUCCGAUAGCACAUAAAGGCAGCAUUAAAUCAUGGUAACAACAUGCUAAAACAUGUUAGCAAAAUGCUAAUCAUGCUAACAACACGUUAAAACAUGCUAGCAACGUGUUAAAACAUGUUAGAAACAUGUUAGCAAAAUGCUAGCAACAUGCUAAAACAUGCAAACGAUGUGAAACAGGUGUAAUUUCAGAUAAUACCAACCUUUUAUGUGUGAUUUUAACAAAAAAUAAAUGAAUAAAAAUUGCUUACAGCGCUAUUAAAUUGCAUUUGUAUAGAUAUAUUUUUCUGUUUCUUAAACACUAAUCAGCACAGACAGGCGUUUAUUAAUCAGUGUGAGCUGCUGUAAUGUAAAUGUCAGAUGAGCACUGAAUCAUAACAGAUCAUUUCUAAUAUCUUCUCUGUAUUAUUCAGUAUUCAUGAGGUUGGUGGUUUCCAGCAGCAUCAGUGUUUGUGUGCGGACUGCGCAUGCGCGUGUUCACCGGGACGCGCUGCUCGAGAUUCUUCUGCAUCUAUAAGAAAACAUGCGAACAUUAACAUGUGUGAUCGUCAUGAGAGGACACGCAGUACACCCGUGACCGGGUCCGGUUCGGAGGAUGUCCGGGAGCGCGGCGGCGGACGCGGACGGAGGCGUGAAUAAAGUUCGAGUCAAACGACAGAUCAGGGGCAUCGUGAAGGAUCUCGAGAACAUCUUAGGAGACCUGAAGGAUGUGGCGAAGGAACUCAAAGAGGUGCGUGUGACUGCGAUGAUGAGGAGGAGGAGGAGGAAGAGGAGGAUGAAGAUGAAGCUGAGCUAUGUGGUUCAGGAGAUCGACUGCCUGACGUCAGAUCUUCAUCUCGAAGAGGACAGUUCGAAGACCGACACGCUCAACAGCAGCUCCAGCAGCAGCACCACCACAACCACCACGGCCUCCAGCACCGACCGCAUCAAGAUCUACCCUGAGGAGACGCUCUUCAGACCGGCACCGCUGUCUCCCGCCGUCCUCACGGUCCUGAAGAGACCCACGCCUCCGCUCCCUCCGCCCCGCACCACCCCGUCCAGCACCGAGAUCACGGCCAACGGCGUGCUGAUGCGGAACGGCGUCGCGGGCAGAGACUCGUUGUGUCGCGGCCCGAAAAGCGCCGGCGAGAAGGGCCACACGAGCCGCUGUCCUCAGACCACAAGGGAACGCGUCCGGUUCAGCGAAAAGGUCCAGUAUCAUGGCUACUGCCCGGACUGUGACCUGCAGUACGACAUGAACAACACGGAUCUGCACUUACACGCCGAGCUGAUGGAUCCCAAACCGAGUCCCGUCCAUCAGUGCUCAGCGCUCAUGGAGAACGGCGGCCUCACAUUCCCCUCGCAGAAACCACAGAAGACCAUUUUACGCAAGUCCACCAGCACGACCGUUUGAUGCAGACUGAGUCUAAACGAACUAUUUUUGCACUUCUCUUUAUAGUUUCCUUUUGUUUUGGAGAGCACCGGAUGGAGAAACGGGAGAAAUGCAGAAGAUGUUAAACGGCUUCUCGUACGCUGAUCAUCUUCAUUUCAUCACGUGGCGUUCAGCGAGCGCUCGCGGUUUCUGACAGAAACGAGCCGGAGGCGGCGGGAUAAAGCAUCAGAAGAAGUGGGAUUCAAAUGAAAAUCACAUUGUUAUUCCUCACAGCCGGUCCGCAGGGGAACAGCAGCGUCCCACAGAUGAUCUGAAAGCAUCUGAUGUCUCUGACCCUUUAAGAAGGAGCCGGUGUGACGAUCGCUGACCGCCGCUGAUGUAAUGCUGCUGCUAGCGAAGAAAAACCAAAAAACUACAAAGUAUGUGACAUCCAACCGCCGGUAAACAGUGUAACGCAGAUCACGUCUACAGUCCAACGCUGCCAUCAGAACACAGAGGUUUCAGUUUGUAAAGACCUUAUAUGUGUUUUUGUAAAGAAAACCUUCAAAUAUAAAAAGCAUAUUUUUGAUAUUUUAUAAGAUGAUUUUAAAGAUGUCACACAGUGUAUGAUGGAAAAUGUAUUUAUGUACCGAUUAAAAACAUGAGCCAAUCUG